Molecule: messenger RNA, 558 nt
Organism: Anoplopoma fimbria (sablefish)
Lineage: Eukaryota; Metazoa; Chordata; Actinopteri; Perciformes; Anoplopomatidae
Gene: hbae5
Product: hemoglobin, alpha embryonic 5
Exons: 3
Coding region: 39-470 (143 amino acids)
Biological process (GO): oxygen transport; hydrogen peroxide catabolic process
Cellular component (GO): haptoglobin-hemoglobin complex; blood microparticle; hemoglobin complex
Molecular function (GO): iron ion binding; oxygen binding; oxygen carrier activity
Source: RefSeq, a predicted model, not a curated record
AAAACUAUUCCAGUCAGCGAAAGAGAGAAAGAAGCAACAUGAGUCUGACCGAGAAAGACAAGGCUACCGUCAAGGCCCUGUGGGGCAAGAUCUCCAAGUCCUCUGAUGCUAUUGGAGCUGACGCUCUGGGCAGGAUGCUCGUCGUCUACCCGCAAACCAAGACCUACUUCACCCACUGGUCAGACCUGAGUCCCAACUCUGCUCCCGUGAAGAACCACGGGAAGAAUGUGAUGUCUGGAGUCGCUCUGGCUGUGGCCAAGAUCGACGACCUGACCGGUGGCCUGCUGGAUCUCAGCGAGCAGCACGCCUUCACCCUGAGAGUGGACCCGGCCAACUUCAAGAUCCUCUCCCACUGCAUUCUGGUGGUGCUCGCCAUCAUGUUCCCAAAGGAGUUCACCCCGGAGGUCCACGUGGCCAUGGAUAAAUUCUUCUGUGGCGUGUCCCUGGCUCUCUCUGAGAAAUACCGCUAAACUGCUCAGUGUGGAAAGCGGUCCGCUACGGGCGAUCAUGUAACUCGUGGUGAAAAAAGAAUGGAAUAAACUGCAUAUGCAAAACUGA